AUGGUCCAGAAAAUACCUUUUAUUUCCCCUCCCCUGCAGAGGCGAGUCAAGCUACUCCCUCCUCCCGGAAACACGGUGCCCUCUAUUCCCAGGGCACGUCCAGCUCCUGUUUUCCACCCUCCUCUCCGGCCGCUCCCGCUCCAUCUUCUCGGUCCUUUCCGCCUCCGCCUGCUAACCCUCCGCCGUGGAGAAGCCCGCGGCGCGCCACUGCACUGGGUGAGGGGCAGCGAGGACGGCCCGCGCACAGGCAGUCCCUUCCCGGGAGCAGGAGCCGCGGACGAGACGGCGGCCGGCACGGCGCCACGCGCGACCGAGGGGACGACGGUCGUCCCGGACCCGCUCCUUCAGCACCGCCCCAGGCAGUGGGCAUCGUGUGCGCCGCCCCCUCCCGGCCCCGCGGAGGACGUCCCCGCGAGCGGACCGGCCUGGACAGACACAGCGCCGCAGCGGCGGCAGCGGCGCGGACAGCGUGAGAAAGAGGGACACUCACCCGCCUCAGCCCCGAGCCCUCACAGCACCGGAAGUAGUCACCCGCCCGUUGCCAGGGUGAGGAAGCGGGGGCUGACGUCAAGCUUUCCCAUUGGGCGUGCGCGUAGCCACGUGGCCGGAAGCAUACGCCCACGAGGGGCUCUGACUCCGCCCGCUGCUUGCGAGCGUUUCACCUGCCGGCAGAAGUUACGCGAGGACUUCACCUGGAGGCGCCCCCCUGAGCUGCGCAGGCGCCGUUGCCAGUCGCCGCUCGCCCAGGCUCUUAGUGAUCCGGUCUCCGGGGACUCCGCGGAUCCCAGUGAUCCCAGCUAUCAUGUUCUGGGGAAGAUCAAGCAGCCACAUGGGAAAACCAUGUAUGGAUGUUGUGACCAACAACUCCAGAUAAGGUCCCAGCUGCAGCCAGCACCAACUGCCAGAUGUGUAAUUGAAUGGGCCUUCAGAAGAUUCCAGUCCUCAGCCAUGGAUUAGCUUCCAGCCUUUGAGUCUUCCCAGCAUAGGCAUCCUGAGCAGAAACAGGCCAUCUCCACUUGCCCUUUCUAAAUCUUAUCAUAAUAAUACAAUAA
Molecule: messenger RNA, 1052 nt
Organism: Canis lupus familiaris (dog)
Lineage: Eukaryota; Metazoa; Chordata; Mammalia; Carnivora; Canidae
Product: protein transport protein sec31-like
Exons: 3
Coding region: 1-957 (318 amino acids)
Source: RefSeq, a predicted model, not a curated record